ACUAAGUGGUGGAAUUUCAAUGUGACGAAACGCUUGUGAAUAAUGGCCGACAUACUCAGUGCUGCCAGGGCUGGUGACUUGAGUGCUUUGCGAGAUGCUAUCAAGAGGGGAAAGGAUGUCAACAGUGUGAAGGAUGGGUGGACUCCACUCAUGAGGGCAGCCAGUAGAGGGCACACUGACUGUGUUAUACAGCUGCUCUCCUCAGGAGCAGUGGUGGACCUGGCUGACGAGGAUGGGUGGACUCCACUCAUGUGGGCAGCCUAUAAAGGUCACACUGACUGUAUUAGACAGCUGCUCUCCUCAGGAGCAGUGGUGGACCUGGCUGACGAGGAUGGGUGGACUCCACUCAUGUGGGCAGCCUAUAAAGGUCACACUGACUGUACUAGAGAGCUGCUCUCCUCAGGAGCAGUGGUGGACCUGGCUAACAAGAAUGGGAGUACUCCACUCUAUUGGGCAGCCAGGGGAGGUCACACUGAUAGUGUUAGACAGCUGCUCUCCUCAGGAGCAGUGGUGGACCUGGCUGACAAGGAUGGGAUUACUCCACUCAUGUGGGCAGCCUUGAGAGGUCACACAGAUUGUGUUAGACAGCUGCUCUCCUCAGGAGCCGUGGUGGACCUGGCUAACAAGGAUGGAAAGACUGCUCUGAUGAAGGCCAAGAGAUCACCUCAAUCUAACUCUUCAGUAAUAAAGCUGCUGGAGGAAGCUACUGAAUCACAUGACCAUGAUACAGUCAGAGAAGAGGUGUCUUCUAAAUUAGGACCAUCCGCUAAACGAGUCACUCUUCAAGAACUAGUAGAGCAAUACAAUCUGACUGACGAGCAACUCAACAGUGAAAUAGAGGUUCCUUAUACUCCCAAAUUGGCCUUAUGUUUUGAUGGUGUGGAACUUUAUUCGAGUGCACUGGGGCUAGCUAUUGCUGAACAAGCCGAUGUGAACCAAUCACGUGGAACUCAAGCAGCCAUGAUGAAGUGCUUGCAAAUCUGGAAACAACAUAAUCCUUCACAAGCAACUUACAGAGCUCUCCUGGAUAUCGCACUGAGAUUGGGAAAAGGAGACACAGCUCAUCAAAUCUGUCAGCAAUUGACCCAACUCAAUAUUCAAAACCGAACCUACUUAAAGAAACUGGGUGAGAUGAUGGCCGACACAAGUGGCACUAUAGAGCUACAUUAUCUCAAGACGCACUUCAUUGGUCCCUCGGGUCUUGGAAAAACGACCACUCGACAGCGGCUUGUUGGAUCCAUCACUAACCUGUCUUUGCUGCCUGAAGAUCAAAGGAAACGUUGCAGUACAUUACUAGCCGAGUGUGAACAAGUAUUGGCCUUUGUGGACAAAUCUGGAACAAAGCUUGAAUUCAAAGCGUCUUCAAGUCUAGAGGAAGAAACACAGUUUAUCUUCUCUUACCUUAUGUCCUGUGAACCUAUUGAAGACAGCACUGUCAGCAAUACUAGUACACCUAAGGAACAGCCCAAAAAAGAAACCACUGACCCAAAGAAGCAAACUCAACUCAAGAUCGAUGAAACUGCUACUGUGCCCAAAGAAACGGUGUCACCAACACCGGUAUCACCAACACCAGAACCACCGGAAAAGGUCGUGAAAGUGACUACUGUAGAUGUUGGAAAGGUUGUCUCGAGACUCCGGAGUAUUGUGGGUUCAGGAGAGUACACUAAAGAGCUGCUGAACAAAGUCCUACUCAAUCUGGUCGAUAUAGGUGGGCAGCCUGGAUUUGUGGAGAUGUUUCCUUUUCUAAGCAAAGGCGCAGGGAUUUUCCUAGUAUUCUUUCGACUGGACAAAGACCUCGAUGACAUGUGUCAAGUCUCGUACGAACGAGGAAAGGACAAGAUCACACCGUACGAUUCAACGUACACAAGCAGAGAAACGCUCUCUCAAAUCCUGUCAGCUAUCAGCCACCAUACCAAGAUUGACUCGGACAUUGACAGAGAGCAGUGUAGUAAACUGGGCAAUCUAGGCUCUGCUAAGCCUGUUGCUACCCUCAUAGGUACUUUCAAGGAUGAACUGGCAAUGCAAAUCAAAGUCGAUCUCCUGUACGAGAAAUGUUGUGCCUCCACAAAAGCUGUCAGCAAAAGCGAUAGUACCACUGCCAGCAAGAGCAAUAGUACCACUGCCAGCAAGACCACUACCAGCAAGACCACUGCCAGCAAGAGCGAUAGUACCACUGCCAGCAAGAGCGAUAGUAACACUACCAGCAAGAGCGAUAGUACCACUGCCAGCAAAAGCGAUAGUACUACAGCCAGCAAGAGCCAUAGUAGUACCACUGCCGACAAGAGCGAUAGUACCACUACCAGCAAGAGCGAUAGUACCACUGCCAGCAAGAGCCAUAGUACCACUGCCGACAAGAGCGAUAGUACCACUUCCAGCAAGAGCGAUAGUACCACUGCCAGCAAGACCACUACCAGCAAGAGCGAUAGCACCACUGCCAGCAAGACCACUGCCAGCAAGAGCGAUAGCACCACUGCCAGCAAUACCACUACCAGCAAGAGCGAUAGUACCACUGCCAGCAAGAGUGAUAGUACCACUGCCAGCAAGACCACUGCCAGCAAGAGCGAAAGCACCACUGCCGACAAGAGCGAUGGCACCACUGCCAGCAAGAGCUAUGGCACCACUGCCAGCAAGAGCGAUGGCACCACUGCCAGCAAGAGCGAUAGCACCACUGCCAGCAAGAGCGAUAGUACCACUGCCGACAAGAGCCUAAAUGAACACGAACAAAAGAAAGCAAUUCGGAAUAUUUUGACUCUACUGAAGAGUGAUGAGCCUGCUAACGUCAGUGCAGAAGACAUGGCUGCCAUUGAGCAAACAGUCAGCCAACACCUCAACUCAGACACUUUCAAGAAAGAUGUCCAAGACCGCUUAGAGCAAAAGUUGACAGAGAAAAACGAAGCUGUGAGCAAGAUUACCAGCAAGUUUGAGAAAUUACUUUCACACCCAAAAGACAAGAAGUUCAUAGCAGUCGACAACUAUGAAGGCACUGAUUCUGAUAUGGAACCUCUUCGUGAACAUCUUCAUGGCAUAUUUAGUAGCUAUUUCAAAGAUGCCAAGCUUCGAAUUCGCCCACAACAGCUUUUGUUGGGAGUUGUACUGAGAAAAGAGUAUGACAUUGUGUCUAUGGAAGAAUGCAUUCGUAUCGGUACCGAGGGGUUAAAGAUGAGUGAGGAGGAAGUUCGAUUCACCGUUUGGUACCUUGAUCGAUUUGUCGGAGCUUUGAUAUAUCAUCCAGAGAUCAAGGAUAAAGAUGGUUGGUUUGGAAACUUUGUCAUUUGCAACCCCCAAGUGGUAUUCAACAGCCUCAGUGUUCUCGUUGUCAAUCCGCUGCUGGAGCUCCAUUCUGAAGAGGGCAAUAUUCAGUUUAACGAUAAUGAGAGAAAAAAUUGGAUACUCAAGGGUCAAUUCUUACUGAAAACAAUCACUCGAUGCCAUUCGGAGGAAAACCAGGGGGUGAAGAAAGACCAGUUGAUUCCUGUUGAGAAGCUGCUCAUACUGCUCGAGCAUUCCCACCUUUUGGCCAAAAUCACAACAGUGGAGGAAGACCAUACCACAGAAGAAGUUGAAACGACAUAUUUCAUCCCCGCUAUUCUCAAGUGUGCAUCUCGCGAGGAACUAACGAAACCACCCCCCACUGGCAUUGAUACACCCUCUCCAAUCAAGAUCACAUUCAAACCCCAAUACGUUCCCAUUGGAGUAUUUUGUGCCAUGAUCAGUGAAUUGGUCUCAAGGGGGAGUACUGGAAUUCUGGGCAUGACUUGGAAACUUGCCACUGAUACCUCAGUAAAGAGAAACCUCGUCUCCUUUCACAUUGACGAAUCUGCCAAGCAUUUUGUUACCCUUAUCGCUAACGUCGAUUGCUAUGAGAUACGGAUUAUUCGACAGGACAGGGACCAUACGAUGCACGAGCUUUGUUCCUACGUCCUCUCAACCCUCCUGUUGGUGAUGAAGGACAUCAGUCCACUACUCACUCCAAUCAUUGCCUUCGACUGCUACUGUGGCAAACAUGAAGAUGGUUCCAAGCUUUGUCUCCUCACACCUGGAGCUGAUCCCUGCUUUAAAUGCACCAGCAAAGUCUCUCUGAGUCCUCACCAAGAAUGCUGGUUCGCAGAAGAAGUCAGUCUGAGAGAGGAUGUUACUCUCAAGGCUCUGCCCUUUGCCUCUAGGCGAGAGUUGAGGGACAAGAGCCUCUCCUUUGAGUGGAGCAAAAGAAGUCCUGAAAUUGAUGGUGAUGAACACAAGUUGGAAUUCAAGGCUUCGUCACAUGGUCACUUCAAGGGCUUUAUCAGUUGUGAGAUCUCCAAGAACCAGAAGCAUUUCUUCACCGUGUACCACUGCCUCAAAGAGAGUGUUGAGAACACCUCCAGCUCUGAAACUGAUCAGCUGUUUGCAGAUGUGAAGGAAGUGAUCAAAGAGAUACGCUCUGACUGGUACAGCCUGGCUAUAGAACUGGACAUUGACUAUGCAACUAGGAAGAGUCUUGAGAAGGACUAUCGCUGGGUUGAGCCGUGCUUUGAGGCCAUGCUGACACACUGGGUGAAGCGCUCCUCUCCUCCCCCCUCCUGGUCUGCCCUUGUUAGAGCACUAGAGUCUCCCGCCAUUGCUCGUGGGGACAUUGCAACAACCAUUAAGACAAAAGCUACCAGCGACAUCUCUCCUGAUGUUUGUCAUCUCACUCACGGUGAGGGACUGAGUGUGGAUCAUCAUUUGAGGGUAGUGAGGACAGCUGCCUGGGAGGUGAGGGGGACAUGGCGUCCUCUGGGAGUGCAGUUGGGUGUCAAUGAGGGGACACUAGAUGUAAUUGCUGAGGAGAAUGCCAGAAGACCCAACAGUGUCACUAAGUGUUUCACAGACAUGCUUGUGGAGUGGUUGCAAGACGGUCCACAACUGGAGGACUUGUUGACAGCUCUAGAGUCUCCCGUUAUCCAUAGAGCUGACAUUGCUGAAGACCUCAAGGGAACAUUGCUAGUAAAGAACUAGCCUAACAACGUUCUCCUCUAGCCAUUAUAAAGUAUGACUGCUGACAUUGUAUUAUUUUGUUAGUACCUAUUAUAAAUGUUUUUGUGAUCACUAUAGCUACUACCACUACAUACACUCAUAAUUGUAAUGCUUUGUUGAGUCAAUGUCUGUCCACACAAUUGUCACAUGUCAGAGGGAAUAUUAUUAUGUUGUCAAUAAUAAA
Molecule: messenger RNA, 5179 nt
Organism: Halichondria panicea
Lineage: Eukaryota; Metazoa; Porifera; Demospongiae; Suberitida; Halichondriidae
Product: ankycorbin-like
Exons: 16
Coding region: 43-4977 (1644 amino acids)
Cellular component (GO): nucleus; cytoplasm
Molecular function (GO): protein binding
Source: RefSeq, a predicted model, not a curated record